UGUACCUCGCAGUUUAAGAAAUGGCUUCGCUUUCAGAAUAUGCACUGUGUAUGUCUCGUCUAAGUGCCCGGAUCUUUGGUGAAGUGACCAGGCCUACUGAUUCAAAGCCCAUGAAAGUGGUGAAUAUGUUCAGUGAGCAGCCCUUGGCCAAAAAGAAAGAGACUUACGACUGGUAUCCAAAUCACAACACAUAUUUUGCACUCAUGGGUACACUCCGUUUCCUUGGCCUUUACAGAGGUGAGCAUCAGGGUUUUAAGGAUGAGCAAAGACGUCUAAAGAAGCUCCGUGGAAAGGUGAAACCAAAGAAAGGAGAAGGGAAAAGAGCUACAAAAAAAGAAAUAGUACCAGCCUGUAAGAAAGAAAAUUUCUUCCUUGAUGACUAAGAAAGUGUAUCUCAUUAUCUUUUUAUAUAUUAGAGGCACGUGACCUUCCUCAAUGGACACCAACCCUGUGUUCACAUCCACUUCAGUUGAGCUAUAACUGGUAUUUGAAGAUAAUCAAAUUCUUCAAAAUUAUACUUACUUUGGUUUUGUAAUAUGAAGUUUACCUAAUUCUCUAAUGGAAUGAAUAAACUAUGGUCUUGUGA
Myodes glareolus (Bank vole) is the source of this 586-nucleotide messenger RNA. RefSeq names its product small ribosomal subunit protein mS33. NCBI's taxonomy places the organism in Eukaryota, Metazoa, Chordata, Mammalia, Rodentia, Cricetidae. The record is from RefSeq and is a predicted model, not a curated record. Gene Ontology annotation, cellular component: mitochondrion.